GGCUCGGAUUCAUCGAGAGAGAGAGAGAGGGGAGUGCUGACGAGAAGUUCCCUAAAACAACAGAUUACCGUCUACAGACAUCGCAGCGUAGUGUAUGGUCGGAAACAGAUGGCUGUUAGGAUUGGAAUCGGAAGCGUGACCCACCAAACAGCCAUGGCUUCUCCUUCUCCCUCUCCUUCCACCUUCUCUAAGACUCUUCCUAGCCCCAACCGUGUAAUCCUGGUAACUGGAAGACGCUUUGCUCGGGUUGGCUCGGUCCGAACUCAUAGAGCUUCCACUUAUCUCCCAGUAAGAGCUUCAGUGUCCACAGAAGGCCUCCCCACCUCUUCGGCUGCAAGUAAGGGUGUUGAGAAUGUUGCAAUCAUAGGCUCAGGUCCUGCCGGAUAUACAGCAGCAAUCUAUGCGGCUCGUGCGAAUUUGAAGCCAGUGGUAUUUGAAGGUUACCAAGUAGGUGGUGUCCCAGGAGGCCAGUUAAUGACCACCACUGAAGUGGAGAACUUUCCUGGGUUUCCUGAUGGAAUAACUGGUCCGGAUUUGAUGGAUAAAAUGCGGCGGCAAGCAGAACGCUGGGGAGCAGAGCUUUUCCAAGAAGAUGUGGAAUAUAUUGAUGUGAAGAACAGUCCCUUUACCAUAAGGAGUAGUGAGCGUGAGGUAAAGUGCCACAGUGUUAUUUUUGCUACAGGAGCUGCUGCAAAAAGGCUCAGGUUACCUCGUGAAGAUGAAUUUUGGAGUCGAGGAAUUAGUGCUUGUGCAAUCUGUGAUGGGGCAUCACCACUUUUUAAAGGGCAAGUUCUUGCUGUUGUUGGUGGAGGUGAUACAGCUACAGAGGAAGCACUGUAUCUUACUAAAUAUGCCCGGCAUGUACAUUUACUUGUACGUAAGGACCAACUACGAGCAUCCAAGGCCAUGCAAGAUAGAGUUUUCAACAAUCCAAAUAUUACCUUGCACUUCAAUACAGAGGCUGUGGAUGUUGUUAGCAAUAGCAAAGGCCAGAUGUCUGGCAUUUUGCUCAGAAAGGUUGAUACAGGGGACGAGUUGGUCCUUGAGGCAAGGGGUUUGUUCUAUGGUAUAGGUCAUACUCCAAAUAGCCAGUUGCUGGAAGGCCAAGUUGAACUUGAUGGUGCAGGCUAUGUGUUGGUCAAGGAGGGCACUGCAAAAACAUCUGUUGAAGGUGUCUUUGCUGCUGGAGAUGUGCAGGAUCAUGAAUGGAGGCAAGCAAUAACAGCGGCUGGAUCGGGUUGUGUUGCUGCUUUAUCUGUUGAGAGAUAUCUUGCAAGCAAUGAUCUCCUUGUCGAGUUUCACCAGCCACACACUGAAGAGGUUAAGAAGGAGCUCACAGAAAGGGACAUACAUGAGGGUUUUGACAUUGCACUCACAAAGCACCGGGGCCAGUAUGCUUUGCGGAAAUUGUACCAUGAAAGUCCAAGGCUUAUAUGUGUGCUAUAUACAGCACCAACAUGUGGUCCAUGUAGGACUUUAAAGCCCAUUCUGGGAAAGGUAAUAGAUGAAUUUGAUCAGAAUGUACAUUUUGUUGAAAUUGACAUAGAGGAAGAUCCAGAAAUUGCAGAGGCAGCAGGAAUUAUGGGUACACCAUGUGUUCAGUUUUUUAAAAACAAGGAAAUGCUCAGGACUGUAUCAGGGGUAAAAAUGAAGAAAGAAUACAGAGAAUUCAUUGAGGCAAAUAAAUGAACGGAACUCAUUUUCUGAUUUUCUACUUGUGUCUAGUGCUCUUAUUUUUCUCAUCCGGUUUUGUUCCAUCCAAGCAUAUGAUUGGAAUAAAUCUGUAUUCCUGUAUUCUUGGGUGAACCCAUUAAAUUAUAUUAGUGAAGCUUACACUGUACAUCACAUUUCUUUAGUGCAUGAUUCCAAAAGCAGUUUUGAAAUUCCAAUCUUGAUGUUGCAUUCA
Molecule: messenger RNA, 1906 nt
Organism: Nelumbo nucifera (sacred lotus)
Lineage: Eukaryota; Viridiplantae; Streptophyta; Magnoliopsida; Proteales; Nelumbonaceae
Gene: NTRC
Product: NADPH-dependent thioredoxin reductase C
Biological process (GO): removal of superoxide radicals
Cellular component (GO): cytoplasm
Molecular function (GO): thioredoxin-disulfide reductase (NADPH) activity
Source: RefSeq, a predicted model, not a curated record